UGUGAGAUGCUUCCAUUAACUGGAAAAACAAUCAUCUUUGAUAACUUUCCUGAUCCUUCUGAUACAUGGGAAAUCAUUGAAACGAUCGGCAAAGGAACUUACGGGAAAGUUUUUAAAGUGUUAAAUAAGAAAAUGGCCAAAAAGCAGCAUAUGUGCCUCUUUGACAUGAUUCAUGACAUUGAUGAAGAGAUUGAAGCAGAGUAUAACAUCUUAAAAACGCUUUCUGACCACCCUAAUGUGGUCAGAUUCUACGGGAUGUACUUUAAGAAGGAUAAAAUAAGUGGAGAUAAGCUGUGGUUGGUUCUUGAGCUGUGCAAUGGAGGAUCGGUGACAGAUCUUGUGAAGGGUUUUCUGAAGAAGGGCAAAAGAAUGAGUGAGCCCAUAAUUGCCUAUAUUUUACGUGAAGCACUAUUGGGACUUCAGCAUUUGCAUAACAACAAAACUAUCCACCGAGAUGUAAAAGGAAAUAACAUUCUGUUGACCACUGAAGGUGGAGUUAAACUUGUAGAUUUUGGUGUGUCUGCACAACUCACCAGCACUUGGCACCGUAGGAAUACAUCCGUGGGAACACCAUUUUGGAUGGCUCCUGAGGUGAUUGCAUGUGAACAGCAAUUGGAUACCACUUAUGAUGCCAGGUGUGACACAUGGUCCCUGGGGAUCACAGCCAUCGAGCUAGGGGAUGGAGAUCCUCCACUGGCCGACCUGCAUCCUAUGAGAGCACUCUUCAAAAUACCAAGGAAUCCACCCCCCCAUCUAAGGCAGCCUGAGAUAUGGUCAGCAGAAUUCAAUGACUUCAUUAGCAAGUGCUUGACUAAAGAUUAUGAAAAGCGUCCAACAGUAUCAGAUCUUUUACAGCAUAAAUUCAUUACUCAAAUUGAGGGCCAAGAUAUGAUGUUGCAGAAGCAGCUGAUGGAAUUCAUUGAUAUUCAUCAAGGCAUGGGAGGCACAGAAAAAGCCAGACAUGAACGUAUUCACACCAAGAAAAGUAACUUCAGUAGAUCACUAAUAUCCACUCUGAAGGAUGUAGACGAUUUAGCAACCCUAGAAGUUUUGGAUGAGAAUACAGUCUCCGAGCAACUUGAGAAGUGUUAUUCCAGAGAUCAGAUUUACAUCUAUGUGGGAGAUAUACUCAUUGCUCUUAAUCCUUUUCAGAGUCUGUGUCUUUAUUCCACAGAGCAUUCUAAACUAUAUAUUGGAGCAAAGAGAACUGCCAAUCCUCCUCACAUUUUUGCAAUGGCUGACGUAGGAUACCAGUCCAUGAUAACAUAUAAUUCAGAUCAGUGCAUUGUUAUUUCUGGAGAAAGUGGUGCUGGAAAGACUGAAAGUGCUCAUCUUUUGGUUCGGCAGCUGACGGUGCUUGGAAAGGCUAAUAACAGAACUCUGCAAGAGAAGAUUUUACAAGUGAACAAUUUGGUGGAAGCCUUUGGCAAUGCCUCCACUAUUAUAAAUGACAAUUCCAGCCGAUUUGGAAAAUACUUAGAAAUGAAAUUUACCUCUUCUGGAGCUGUAGUGGGAGCACAGAUUUCUGAAUACCUUCUGGAGAAAUCCCGAGUUAUCCACCAACCUCUUGGAGAAAAAAAUUUUCAUAUUUUUUACUAUAUCUAUGCUGGAUUAGCUGAAAAGAAGAAACUAGCCCAUUACAAAUUGCCUGAAAAUAAGCCUCCCAGAUAUCUACAAAAUGACCACCUCAGAACAGUACAGGAUAUGAUGAAUAAUAGUUUCUAUAAAUCCCAAUAUGAAUUAAUUGAGCAAUGUUUCAAAGUCAUAGGUUUUACAAUGGAGCAACUUGGAAGUAUAUACAGUAUACUGGCUGCAAUCAUGAAUGUUGGAAACAUUGAAUUUUCUUCUGUGGCAACUGAACACCAGCUUGACAAGAGCCACAUUUCCAAUCAUGCAGCUCUGGAAAACUCUGCUUCUUUGCUUUGCAUUCAGGCAGAUGAACUAAAAGAGGCUCUUACCUCCCACUGUGUGGUCACUAGAGGAGAAACCAUUAUUCGACCCAAUACGGUCGAAAAAGCUACUGAUGUCAGAGAUGCUAUGGCCAAAACUUUAUACGGGCGUCUCUUUAGUUGGAUAGUCAAUCGCAUUAACAGCUUAUUGAAGCACGGCACAUCGCCAAGUGGGAACGGUGAUGAGCUGAGCAUUGGCAUUCUGGAUAUAUUUGGCUUUGAAAACUUCAAAAAAAAUUCCUUUGAGCAGCUGUGCAUUAACAUUGCAAAUGAACAAAUUCAGUAUUAUUUCAAUCAACACGUGUUCACAUGGGAACAGAAUGAAUACCUAAAUGAGGAUGUUAAUGCCAGAGUUAUUGAAUAUGAAGAUAACCGGCCCCUCCUAGAUAUGUUUCUGCAGAAGCCGAUGGGUCUACUGUCCCUACUUGAUGAAGAAAGUAGAUUUCCCAAGGCCACCGACCAGACUCUUAUAGAAAAAUUUGAAGGUAACCUGAAAUCACAGUACUUCUGGAGGCCCAAAAGAAUGGAACUUAGUUUUGGAAUUCACCAUUAUGCGGGAAAGGUCCUCUAUAAUGCAGGGGUUCUUAGCUAAAAUAGAGACACUCUUCCAACAGAUAUUGUGCUGCUUUUGAGAUCAUCCGAAAACAGCGUAAUUCGGCAACUGGUCAGUCACCCUCUGACAAAAAACGGUAAUCUGCCACAUUCUAAAACUAAAAAUAUAAUAAACUAUCAAAUGAGGACCUCAGAAAAAACGAUCAACUUGACAAAGGGUGAAACUGGAGAAGCCACACGUCACGCCAUAGAGACAACCAACAUGAAAACACAAACAGUUGCAUCAUAUUUUAGAUAUUCUCUGAUGGAUUUGUUAUCUAAAAUGAUGGUGGGCCAACCUCAUUUUGUCCGGUGCAUCAAACCAAAUAAUGACCGUCAGGCAAGAAAAUACGACAGAGAGAAAGUUCUCCUACAGCUUCGCUACACAGGAAUUCUGGAAACAGCAAGAAUUCGAAGGCUGGGGUACUCACAUCGGAUACUUUUUGCUAACUUUAUAAAGCGGUACCAUGUUCUCUGCUACAAGUGGAAUGAAGAACCCCCAGUGAGCCCUGACACCUGUGCCACCAUUUUGGAAAAAGCUGGUCUGGAUAACUGGGCUCUUGGAAAAACAAAAGUGUUCCUUAAAUAUUAUCAUGUGGAACAGUUAAAUUUAAUGCGAAAGGAAGCCAUUGACAAGCUUAUUUUGAUUCAAGCCUGUGUCAGAGGAUUCUUGGAUUCAAGGAGGUACCAAAAAAUACAGGAGAAAAGAAAAGAGAGUGCUAUAAUAAUACAGUCAGCUGCAAGAGGACAUCUAGUCAGGAAACAAAGGAAAGAAAUUGUUAACACAAAAAACACAGCAGUAACAACUAUUCAGACUCAUGAUCAGCAAUUUGACUACAAGAAAAACUUUGAAAAUAAAAGGGAAUCUUUUGUGAAGAAACAGACAGAAAAUGUGGUCCCUACUAACGAAACAGUCAUUCCAGCUCCAAAUAAUAAAGGAAGUACAUCUGCAGUGAAGACUUCUACUUUCAGAGUUGAAGGGGAAGCCAUGAUUGCUGUUGAAAGUAACAACAGAGGACAUCAAACUCAGAAAAAAAUGAAUAACAUGUAUGGAGAAGAGGCUAAGCAGGAAGUGUAUCUGGUGGGGGACCCUUGGACAGAAGGACAGCCUAAGAAGAAAUACGCGAAAGACCUGGAAGAGAAUAGUAAGGUAAGGAGAGUGGAGGAGAACACUGUGCUCCAGAAUUACUACCAAAGGUAUGCAGAGGAAAGGAAUUUUGAAGAAUCAAAAGUAGCAUAUCUAGAAAGGAAGGCCAUCUCGGAAAGGCCAAGCUACCCAGGACUCUGGGUGGUGGAGAAUGAGACAAAGCAACCUUCUUUAACAAAAAGUUUGGAACCCAGUCUUAGCCAAAGGUCGGUUCAUCAAAAUGGAGAUAGCAAGGAAAAAGAAAAGAAGACAUCUGUAGUUACCCAGAAUGCACCAGUGUGCAGCCAUCAGAGAAGCCAUUUGACGCCUGGGUCGGUCAGAGAGAGGCCAGCCCAAGCCAGCAUGCACGCCCAGGAGGAAGAUAGAGCAGCAGUGUUCAUUCAGAGCAAAUACCGGGGCUACAAGAGAAAGCAGCAAUUACAGAAGGACAGGAUGUCUUCUUUUCAAAGUCAAAAGGUUGUUUCAAAACCAACAGAAGUAGCAACAAAUACCCAUGAUUUGUACUCCUAUCCCACAAAACAUGAGGAAUCCUGUAAUAUCAGGACAAAGAAUGAUAGAGACUCAAAGGCAGUUUUAGAGAACGAAGCAUGUGAUUUGGCAAUCUUUUCAAAACAGAUAUCAAAGUUAUCUGAAGAAUAUUUCAUUCUGCAGAAAAAACUGAAUGAAAUGAUUUUGUCACAGCAACUGAAGCCUCUUUAUCUGGGUGUCUAUCCUCAUAAGCCAAUUAAUAGACGAGUUUCUUCUCAGCAGUGCCUCUCAGGUAUCUCUAAAGAAGAAGAGCCAAAAAUAUUGAGGCCCCCAAGACGGCCCCGGAAACCCAAAACAUUAAAUAACCCUGAGGACUCCACAUACUAUUAUCUACUACAUAAGUCAAUCCAAGAAGAAAAACGAAGACCAAGGAAAGAUAGUCAGGGGAAAUUAUUAGAUUUGGAAGAUUUCUAUUAUAAGGAAUUUUUGCCUAGUCGUUCUGGACCAAAGGAACAUAACCCUAGCUUAAGAGAACGAAGACAAGAGAGAGAACACCAGCAUCGAUGUUUUAAUGCUGAUGAAAGGUGCUGGGCGGAAGAGAACCAGGGGCUGGAGGAAAAUGGGCCCGCAACCAAUCCCUACGACUACAGGAGGCUCCUGCGCAAGACCUCCCAGCGGCAGCGCCUCGUGCAGCAGGUGUAGCCCGGCUGGUGGAGGCCACCGCGGUGGGAAUGUGCGCGAGACUGCGGGGUUGCAGGAGCCAAAGCCCGGGCGCUGGCACGACCAGGCGCUGAUGCCCCGGCCCUGACCAUGGCAGGGGCUGCCCGCUGCGCUCGCCUCUCGAGUGUCAGGGCCAGCCUCACCGAAGGAGGAGGAGAAGUGAGAGCCUUGGAUGCCGCGUCUCGGCACUCCAGCACCCUGCACUCCCACCAGCCCGCCAGCUGGGGCAUCCCUAUCCCUGGCCCCCAAUGUAUCUCUUUGUUCACUCAUUUGAGACUCCUGUGGACCCGACUGCGCCUGAGCUCUCGCCGAUCCCUCCUCUCUCAUUUUGGAAGACUUCAAAGAUUUCUUUUUCCUUGGAAACCGCUCUCCCAGGCCUGCGGGACACUGGAGGGGCGAGUAAAACAAAGCCCGGUGGGAGAAGAGGCGAGGGUGGGGGAAGCUUUGAAGAUGAACUCCUUCUCAAACUCGCGCUUUCCCUUCCCUUGGUUAUUGAGGUUAUUAAAUAAAGGAAGUGCC
Molecule: messenger RNA, 5394 nt
Organism: Lynx canadensis (Canada lynx)
Lineage: Eukaryota; Metazoa; Chordata; Mammalia; Carnivora; Felidae
Gene: MYO3A
Product: myosin IIIA
Biological process (GO): protein phosphorylation
Cellular component (GO): myosin complex
Molecular function (GO): ATP binding; protein kinase activity; protein binding
Source: RefSeq, a predicted model, not a curated record